CGACCUGAUCCAUCAGCCUCCUCAAGAUCCGAACAUUGAGCAAUCCUAAAAGUGUUGAGAUACGAGUCUAAUGUAUUCGUAUGCCACUGAUGAUCCUAGCAUUCAUGACCUUCCGAGAGGUCUACCACUAUGUAUCUUAUCGAACCAUAACUGCCUCGAGCAGUGGAACAUUCCCAUCAUGGUUUGUCCUUAGGCAAGUUCCAAAAUUAUUGAAGGGCAACAAAUUCCAUAUUGUCACUCUAUUGAUGAGUAUGUAUGCGAAGGAAAAUCAAUAUGAGGGCAGCUAUAUUGGAUUGUGGUCACAGCUUGAACCCCUGGCAAUUGGCUGCAGCGGGGUUAGUCAAGUCAAGCUAUUGUCCAUUGUCCAUUGUCCUGGAUAUUCAGAAGUCAUUUUCGCUAUCCAUUUGCAAAACUCCUCCCUCAUCCUUUUUCAUUUAUUUUCCGAAUCACUUUCGCAUCCUCACCUUUGCCGCAAAACACCACAUUACGGCCAACCACACUUUGAAGCACAUACAGCUAUCCUGGCUUCUUUCUUCCCUGAGAAGAUACUUCGCGGCAUCCUAUCACGCUGUCGUCAAGUCGAGUAGAUACUACUAUAGUGUCUCAGCAUGGCUGCUGAACAAACGAGCCCAGUUCUGGUGCUGGGCAUCGACUUUGGCACCACAUACUCAGGUAUCGCGUGGUGUCGAGUCGGCGAAAACAACGAAAUCAAGUUCACCACCAACUGGAAGAAGCCAAGAUUCGCCCAGGGAGACAAGCAGAAGGUCCCCUCGGCAAUCUUUUAUCACCACCUGAAUGAUGAGAACCCUGAAUGGGGCGCGACCACUCCGCAGGACGAUACUACCCUUCGUUGGUUCAAGCUCCUUCUCGUCGAUGAGAAAGAUCUCCCGGAUCAUAUCCGGCACUCUGUUCAGCUGAAGACAGCUCGGGCUCUAAUGUUGAAGGCUAACAAGACCCCAGUUCAGAUCUUGGGCGAUUACCUGCGACAGCUUUGGCGUCAUUGUCGUCAGAACAUUGUCAGGGCCGAGGGUCGCCGAAUGAUGACAGUCUCGAUAGUUCACCUUGUUGUCACCCUCCCGGCUAUAUGGCCAUACUACACCCGCUCCAGAAUGACGGAGGCUCUGGGACACGCCGGUCUUCUCAACAUCACCAAAGCUGGACAUACAACUUUGGAUUUUAUCUCUGAGCCCGAGGCGGCUGCUUUGACCUGUCUCAAGGAGAACGCCGAUCGCUUCAAUGUCAGAGUCGGUGAUCAUUUCGUCAUCUGUGAUGCCGGAGGAGGGACUGUUGAUCUCAUCACCUACAAAAUCGAGAAGCUUGAUCCUCUCAUUAUUAGUGAGAGUGUCAAAGGCGAUGGCGGCCUGUGUGGUGCCAUGUUCCUCGACGAGAAGUUUCUCAACCUACUCAAGGAGACUAUCCCUUUUGAGGCUCAUAAGAGUCUUGACAAGCAGACAUUCCACAAGAUUAUGGAGUCCGAUUGGGAAGGCGGCUUGAAGUCCUCCUUCUGUGAGACCAGCGGAGACUUGCCCCUGCAACUCUCGUACGAUGGCCUCAUUAACACCAACUUCUUCCCCUCAAAGUUCAUCAUCGAUGUUUCCGAAAUCCGCGAGAAAGUGUUUGAUCCUGUGGUCAAAGAUGUUAAACAGCUCGUUCAGAAGCAGGUCAAUGCAGUCAAGCACAAGUACAAGAAGAAGCCAAAGUUCGUCAUCCUAGUUGGCGGCUUUGGAAGGUCUCUCUAUCUGCAUCAAUGCCUUCAGGACGCUGUUGGCAACAGAGUAGACGUUCUUCAGCAGGAUGGUGAAAAGCCCUGGACCGCUGUGCUUCGAGGAGCUGUCCUACAUGGACUGGCGAGAACCAAUCAUGCCAGUUCAAUCAAAGUUACGGUCGCCUCGCGUGUGUCCCGUCACAGUUACGGGACCCUCGUGAACAUUUCACCCUUUGACCCCAAAGAGCAUGACGCCAAGGACCGCGUUUGGGAUGCUGGUCUGCAGGAGUUCCUUGCUGUCGAGCAGACACGAUGGUUUGUUGAGAUCGGUUCCUCUGUCUCUGCAUAUGACCCCGUUUGUGAAUCCUUCUGGCAGGACCUCACGAGCCCCGACGAUGAUCUCCAAAUCGACAUCGUUAUCUCGGACGCUUCUACUCCCCCGACCCGCAAGGACGAUUCAGUGAAGCCUAUGUGUAUCGUCAAAGCGUCCGAACUUCCCAGAUGGGAUACCAUACCGGUGUGGACCAACGAAUACGGUGAAGUAUUCCACCGAAUCACUUACGAACUGCGCAUGAUCAGUGACGGGUCCUCUUUGGAUUUUCAAGUGUUCUACAAGAACAAGAGCAUUGCUUCUGGAAGUGUCGCCUUCGACUCUAUCAGUCAGAACGAUACUGAUGACGAGGAUGACGUACAGAUGGGUUCUCCUCAACCACUGGAUAACAACAACAAUGGUAACAAUAUCAUUGACAUGACCGACACCGAUAGCGACAGUGACUACGUUGAGGCUGAGGAAUGAAUAGGGGAUGGGGCCAUGGUUGCUGUGUUAAUGCGAUCCAAAGAGCCCAAAGUGGCUCCAAUUGGGUCAAAGGGAGUCAAAGGGGCUCAAGAAGGGCUCAAAGUGAGUCUCAUUUCAGAGUGAAAUUCUUGGUUGGGGGGCAUUACGAAAGCUCAUGGGCAUUGCUAAGAGAUCAAGCGUAUAGUUGCUUUAUGUCAUGUCAUAUUGGGGCACAUAUGUCUAGCAUAUACCGGUGCUACAUCGGUAAGACGACAUGCUAGUUACGUCUUUUAGUUCAAUUCAAGUGGCUCUUUCAUCGCA
Messenger RNA from Fusarium verticillioides 7600, 2801 nucleotides. RefSeq lists its product as hypothetical. Gene Ontology annotation, molecular function: ATP binding; ATP-dependent protein folding chaperone. NCBI's taxonomy places the organism in Eukaryota, Fungi, Ascomycota, Sordariomycetes, Hypocreales, Nectriaceae. The record is from RefSeq and is a predicted model, not a curated record. The transcript has 9 exons. The coding region runs from base 609 to 2501 and encodes 630 amino acids.